Salpingoeca rosetta is the source of this 325-nucleotide messenger RNA. RefSeq lists its product as uncharacterized. The record is from RefSeq and is a predicted model, not a curated record. NCBI's taxonomy places the organism in Eukaryota, Choanoflagellata, Craspedida, Salpingoecidae. The coding region runs from base 1 to 261 and encodes 86 amino acids. The transcript has 2 exons.
AUGUGUAAAGGAGGAGAGGGCAAUUGUGGCAUCAUGGCAUCCAUCAUUGAUGAUGAUUCGACCGUGAGCUACUACCGCAUCCACCGCGGGAUUGUGCCGCCACCAGCCGCCAUGAUCAUGAACACGGAGGACGCAGACAGCGACGACGACGGUGAUGAUGAGUUCAAUGGCGCCGCACAGCAAGCCGACAACAAGAAGCGCACCAGGAGAAAGAAGAAGAAGAAGAAGAAUGAUGAGGAGGAGGAGGAGGACAAGAACUGACGCGCCACGAAAUGCGUGGAUGCGGGCGAGCAAUGUAUUCUGUGUGUGUGUGUGUGUGUGUGUG